Messenger RNA from Pocillopora meandrina, 966 nucleotides. The record is from the annotation of a GenBank genome assembly. NCBI's taxonomy places the organism in Eukaryota, Metazoa, Cnidaria, Anthozoa, Scleractinia, Pocilloporidae.
AUGCUAUUAAACGUCCCAGCCAGAAAACGGUCAGCCAGCGAUCUCACCACAAACAAAGCGUUACCAUAUCCAUGCAGCCUUGAUGUGGUAUCCCUAAACACCACAAUACCAAUGCAAGAAGCCAUCACCAACAUUAAUCUCUCCAAACAAGACGUCUCAGACCUCCUCCAAGUCAUGCUAAACAACAUGUACUUCUCCUUUAGAGAUCAAGUUUUUCGCCAAAGAGAAGGCUCACCCAUGGGUUCUAGCAUUUCAGGCAUACUGGCCAUCCUAUUCAUGGACAAACUAGAAACCAACGCCCUCUCAUCGCAACUAAUGAGAAGCCCUUCCAAGAGAUAUGUUGACGACAUUUAUCGCCAAACAACUAAUGAAGAAACAGCAGACCGCUUUCACCACAUAAUAAACAAUGUGCACCCUAAUUUGAAAUUCGAAAUUGAAAAACCAGAAACAACACCUAGUGGCCUGUCAUUAUUAUUAUUCGAUUUCAAAGUCACCAUAUCUAAAGAUGGCAACAGCUCUUUUGAAUUCUACAAAAAACCAGCCAAAAACCCCUAUUCAUCCACUAUCAAUCAUCUAUUCCUACCAAAUCCGAACUCAACUUCAUUCGCAACAAAUGAAAACACAUCGAGGACAGAUGCUCCUCAAAUACAUCUGCAACAAAACACAUUCGACGACUUCCUUUGCCUAAACGGUUAUCCAGAGAACAGCAUAGAGCAAACAAAGCAGUCAAAAAACCCCCAACGAAACCCUCAACCUGCCAACACAGAGUGGUCAUACCUUAAGAUUCCGUACAUUUCUGAACAACUCAACCACAAGAUCACUAACAUUUUCAGAAAAGAAAACAUCCCGGUACGCAUUGCCCACAAAUCCUACAUGCUCAGACAAGCCCUAUCCUACACCCCCAAGGCGCGCAAAUGCACCAGAGACAAAUGCCUUAUCUCUAAUACUGGAUUUUGUUUACGAUGA